AUGCAUUUUCUAGUUAUUACUUUUGUCAGUUUCAAGUUAUUUCAGUGGCCAUUGUGGGUUUGUCUUUCUUUAACAGAAGGGUACCAACAGUUUAGUCCAUGUGUGUAUAUAUGUUAUAUAUAUAUAUUUAUAUAUGUGUAUAUACUGUAUAUACAUAUCUAUAGACACGUAUAUGAAACGCAUCAGUGGUCUCAUGGUGUGUUUGUUUCGUCCACCAGACUGAGACGGUGGACAGCGGUUCGGUCCUGACUCAGGGAGACAAACUGAGAGCCUUAAAGAGCCGGAGACCCCCCCGACCCGCCACCACGGGAGCUCUCAGAGUGGAGGAGAUGAAGACUCACAGCAGGUCGGCCUCUCAGCCGCUCAGAUGGUCAAUGGGUGGUCAGGGCCCCCCCGCCCCCCUCAAGGCCUCCAAAUUCUCAGCAUCCUCUGCUUCUGCUGCCGCCAAGAGGAUCGGAAGAAGUCCGUCAUCAACGGCCUCCAACAUCAGGAGCUCUCGGUUGGCCUCCUCUCUCUCUGAUCUUUAUGCUGUGGACGCUGAGGACUCCUCCUCCCAUGUGUCUCUCAGCUCCACCCCCUCUCCUCUGGCCCCGCCCUCUCUGUGUCGCUAUGGUAACGGGCCCCGCGGUGCACAGCACGAGGCCAACAACAACAGCAGCAGGCCAGGCCCUCAGGACUUCAGGGGCCCCGGGCCCUACAGCGCACUGAAGGGCCCGUCAGGACGCUACCUGAGCCGAUCCAUACCUUCUCUUCCGUCUGAGUACAUCCAGUACUAGAAGUACAGAAGUCACCCGAGGACACAUUACCCACAAUUCCCUCUGUCUAGGACGCUCAAAGGGAAACUAAUAAAGCAGCUCAGUGAGCGAAGGGACUCUGUUAACAUCUGCUCACACUAUAUGUUAAUGAGCUGUAUGUUAAUAAGCUGUAUGUUAAUAAGCUGCAUUUAACGUGGUAUUAAUGAGGUGUAUGUAAAUGAGAUGUAUGCUAAUAAGCGGGAUGUUAGUGAUAUUUUAAAGAGUCUGAAUAUGAUUGAUAAUGAUGAUCAUCUACAGAAGAAGAUAUAUUUAGAUAAAGAUAGAUUUUAUAUUUCUUAUUUGUGACAUAAGAUAUUUUUCUUUUGAUUUUUUAAUGAACUGAAGGUUCAGACGACGACAUCAUGCUUACAGUAUUUACUUCCUGUCUCUGACCAGUGAUCGGUCUGUGUUUAUGCUUUUAUAGUCAACAGCAAUAAUAGUAACAGUAGAAGAAAAAGGGACCCAAAAACUCAGGAAAACUGCGGCAGCAACAUUUAAAGUUUAAACAGUUUGUCUUCUUCUCGUCCUCAGAAUCUCUUCUUCUUCUCUUGACAGGCUCAGUGGAUGAUGUGUUUACUAACCAGAGGAAAUGUAGGAAAGUCCUUAAUGAGCAGCUAGUAAAGAAACCAAUGAACAGAUGGACAUUUGUUGAAAACGUGUCACGUGACGCGUUACUUGACAUCUCGCAUGACGUGUGACUCGAGAGCCUUUCUCGGCGGUUGGUUAGAUGUUUCCUGCGUGACUUCCUGUCCUCUGACCAUCGUCUUUCCUAAUCCUAACUCUACAUUCUUACAUUAACCCUUUAAGACCUGGGGAGGAAACAACACAUACUUUUUCAAAAUAAAAGCUCCUGGGAUCAACAGGAAAAUGAAUUGAUUGAAACAAACCACAAGUUAAUUGGUUUAAGGAAAGUUUGUGAGCGUACGACUUCCUGUGAUUCAGUUAUUUAUCAGAAAAGGUUUCUCAGACUUCAAAGUGCCUUAAAGAUGUCAGGAGCUUUAUUUUCAUUCACCACAGCAGAUGCUUUUAUUUUGGAAUGAACCACAUCCUGAGUGAUGAUAUUUAAAUGAAGAACUUUAGUUGUUGCUGAUCCUGUAUUUUAAUGUUGAAGUAUUUUAUUAAAGGGAAAAGUUAUAAAAUAACUUUCAGAUUUACGUUUUUAUGAGACAGAAAAUAAAUGAAUUACUUUUCUGA
This is a messenger RNA of Anarrhichthys ocellatus (wolf-eel), 1988 nucleotides long. RefSeq names its product cell division cycle 14Ab (gene cdc14ab). The coding region runs from base 330 to 776 and encodes 148 amino acids. The record is from RefSeq and is a predicted model, not a curated record. The transcript has 5 exons. Lineage: Eukaryota; Metazoa; Chordata; Actinopteri; Perciformes; Anarhichadidae.